This is a messenger RNA of Penicillium cinerascens, 1422 nucleotides long. RefSeq names its product serine/threonine-protein phosphatase 2A activator. Gene Ontology annotation, cellular component: cytoplasm; nucleus; protein phosphatase type 2A complex. Bases 1 to 1422 code for a protein of 473 amino acids. Gene Ontology annotation, molecular function: peptidyl-prolyl cis-trans isomerase activity; protein tyrosine phosphatase activator activity. NCBI's taxonomy places the organism in Eukaryota, Fungi, Ascomycota, Eurotiomycetes, Eurotiales, Aspergillaceae. The record is from RefSeq and is a predicted model, not a curated record. Gene Ontology annotation, biological process: mitotic spindle organization. The transcript is spliced from 3 exons.
AUGAGUGCGGACGGUCGACCAGUUCGUGUCCUGCCGAAAUUGGACCCUGGAGCUCCUCACAAUUUCAUCGCGCCCGUCAAGAGAAUCCACGAUGGCCAAGAUGUGUCGGACUUCCUCUCCUCAAAAGCCUACACGGAUAUUAUGACCUUUUUGCUCCAGUUGAACCGAUCAAUGUUCCCUACGAAAAUUCCAGACGGUGCUGCUCAAACAUGGCCGCUGGGCACCGAUGCAGUGCAAUUCUCCGCUCCCGUCCGACAGCUGCAGGGCCUCCUUUCGAAGCUCGAGGAUAUUGUAGAGGAGGUUCCGCCGGACACUGGGCCACGGCGAUUUGGAAACAUCAGCUUCAGGAAGUGGCAUGAAGUUCUGGAGACCCGAGCUUCCGACUUGCUCAGGGAAUUUCUGCCCGCAGAGCUCUUAGAUAUGCCCUCUGCCGAUGCCGACGGUCCCACCGCAGAAUCGGAGUUGAAGGCCUACUUCCUGGGCAGCUGGGGCAGUGGUCUGAGAUUGGACUACGGUACCGGCCAUGAGUUGAGCUUCAUCGCCUUCCUGGCGGCAAUUUGGAAACUUAAUGGAUUCCCUAAAGCCGACUUUGGAGUCGAGGAGAGAGCCAUCGUACUUGGCGUGAUAGAACCAUACCUGGAACUCAUCAGAACCCUGAUCAGAACAUACUCUCUUGAACCCGCUGGCUCCCAUGGAGUCUGGGGACUUGACGAUCACUCAUUCGUUCCCUAUAUCCUGGGAUCGGCUCAAUUCUCACCGGCCAUUAACGAAUCCGACUUAACUCCAGAAGAGGGCUCAUUGCCGGAUGCACCCGAUCCAGCCGGAAUUACCAAGACAAAUAUUGUGGAACGAGAGAGGAAAACAAAUUUAUACUUCUCAGCCAUUGGAUUCAUCUAUGAUGUCAAGAAAGGCCCAUUCUGGGAACAUAGUCCGAUGCUGUAUGACAUUUCAGGGAUUCGAGCUGGCUGGGGCAAGAUAAAUAAGGGCAUGGUAAAAAUGUUCAGCGCAGAGGUUCUAUCGAAAUUCCCGGUCGUGCAGCAUUUCCCAUUCGGAUCCCUUUUCAGCUUCGACCGUGACCCUAACGCUAUUCCUCCCCCUACGACUGUUCACGCAACCUCUGGUCCACAGGGCCGCCCGGCCGUUCCAGAUGCUGGCCACGGUCCUACAGCUCGGCCGAACGUAGACGCGGGGACCAAAGCACCGUGGGCAACCGCCGGGGCUGGCACUCGGGCACCCCCAAUGGGACCAACAGCAGCACCAUGGGCUACAGCAAGGCCGGGCCCCGGAUCAACUAUGACGCUACCGGAUACUUCACAGAUGCCUCCAGGUCCAAUGGCCCCUACCAGAGCUCCCUGGGCAAGUACACAAGCUCCGCCGCCACCCGGCGGGGAUGCGCCUACGAAGGCACCCUGGGCGAAAUAA